AGCCCGUCAAGUCCCCACACCUAAAUCCUGACGCAACGCGAUGCGUUCGGCCUGGCGACAAGUUUAUUAAAACAUACAAACUAUGUGGAUACUCGAGAACGAGGGUGAAGCCAUCGAUGGCAAGCGGCUCUGGCUGCGACCAGGCAAACGAUACCUCUUUGGCCGAACCGUUGCCGAACCUGGCAUGCUCGCAAUCAAGGGCGAGAAGGCUAAUACCGUAUCGAGAAAGCAUGUCAUUAUCCAGGUCGACCCUGUUUGUGAGGGAGAGGGGCAAAACCCAAGGGGAAGGUCAAAAGUUACCGUUGAAGAUCUUUGUUCCAAAAUCGGUACUACCGUCAAUGGGAAGAAGUUCAAGGGCGAGAAAUAUGUCAUCACUACGGAUGAGAACGUCCUUCAAAUGGGUUCACUGCAGGCCAAGUUUCGCAUCACAUGGUUUCCUGUCGUUUUGAGCUACUCGUUUACAGGCAAGGAAUUGCGAUCCAACCCUUUAACGAAGCUUCGAACGGAUCUCGAGCAACUUGACAUUAAGUUCUUCACCGACUAUAUGCCGACCACCACACAUGUGGUGGCACGGAAGCGGAACACCCCGAAAGGGCUUCAGGCCUUGAUCAACGGCAGAUACAUUGUUAAUGACAGAUUUGUGGAAGCCGUUGUUGCAGCAGCCACGCCACAACAGCUUGAUGGAGGCGUGGAGAUGAGCUUGUUAGAGAGGGACUUUGACUCGUACUGGCCAAAUGCCCUGGAAUUUCUCCCUCUUGCUGGAGAUGAACCGGUGCCAAGAGCUGUCGAGGACUUUUCUCCCAACCCUGAAAGAACAAGACUCUUUGAGGGGUACACCUUUAUAUUCUACGAACAAAAGCAAUUCGAUACACUCUUGGGCCCAAUCACCAACGGCGGCGGCAAGGCUGUAUUCAAAGUUGCGAUUCCAGGCGAGACGCAGAUUGAUGAUUUCAUCCGAUUCGUGAAGGAGAUUGCCGGCGAAAAGGGGCUCGGCGAGUUCGAGGACGGCAGUGAAGGCAAGGGUGCAGUCGUCGUGAGGUUUCUGCCCAUCAAUGGCGAGACCUUGGACUGGUUCUCCGAGUUCUAUACAGCCGUAUCACUUCGACUGGAUCAUCGUCUUAUCGACCAGAAGGACUUCAUCGGUGCGAUUCUUGGCAAUGAUGCCAGCGUACUCAGACGCCCACUUGAAGUCGAGACUCAACGCACUUCACAAGGAGGCCCUGCUGCACUAGAGCCACAUCCAAUAGAAGUAGACGAAAACCCAGCACGAGAAGCCUCGCAGCCUUCUGCAUCUCGAAGAAGAAUCCGUGGUGUUGCUAGAAGUCGUUUUAAGGGCUUUGAUGUGGACUUGGAUUCUGAUAAUGAGGUAUCGGAGGGUGUGCCGGCAAGUGCACCCGUACCAGCCGUCAAUGAGUCUUCACAAGAAGGAGGACUCUUCGUUUCGCAAAACCCCGCGUCGGCAGAACCCGAAGAAACAACACGUGCUGGUCGCCGCUCACAGCGUAAACGUCCCGCAUCGCCCAUACCGGAGCCUCCGGACAUCAUGGAAGAAUUCGCGCCAAACGCAGCACAGGUCAAGCGUCGACGCAUCGAAAGAGGCGAAACCCCUAUUCCUCGGGAUCCAACUCCGUCGGUCGACGAAGGAUCAGAGCUGUCAGCCUCGAAAUCUAAGCAAACAAAGAAAAGCCCCAAGGUCAAGAAGGAGGUCGACAUCCUUAAGAUUGCACGUCAGCACCGGGAAGAAGCAGAAGCGCGAGCCAGGCGCGAACGCGAGGAGUUGGCAACUGCCCCGGAGGGUCUCGAUCUUGCUGAGAUCCGGCGCUUGCAGAUUGAGGAACCGAUGGAAAUCCGACAAGCGCCACCACAAGUCCGCGGUCAUGAUAAAGAUGUAGCCGAUGGACGCUGGAAUCCUGCGUGGAAUGGACGGCAGAACUUCAAGAAGUUUCGUCAGUGCGGAGCGGCGACAGUCGCACGGCCACAUUUAAAGACGCUCAUAGCACUAGAGGAGGUCAAGUCCAAGGGCUUUGGGAUCGGCGAUGACUACUGGCUGCAGGAUACGGGUGGCCAGAAAAAGAAGAGCCAGAACCGAAGCCAGAGUCGGGGGCUCAGUAGCGGUGCUGAUGCUUCUAACACCCAGAACCGAUCCCAGACUGCGGCGUCGAGGCGUGAGUGUAGCAGUGAACUAGAGGCAAACAACGAUGGCGUCGAUGACUCCGAAGAUGCCGCGUUCACAUCAGGGCAGUCGCGGGCGAACAAGGCUGCGCAAAGCUUUUCAACGCAGUCGCUGCGGAUGCAGACCUCGCAGAUAGCUCAGUCCGGGAGAACGACAAAACGAACUGCUGCGGCGUCACCGCCUGAGCAACAGCCGGCCAAGAAGGCCAGGAUCACGACCAUCGCAGCGAGUGAUGACGACGACAGUGACGAUGAGUUGCGAUUCCGUUUCCGAUUCACCAAACGGUGAUUCGCUUGAGGAUAUUUGCAAACGGACAGAAACAGAGUGUUGGUUGGAGUUGGCUGGAUCCAUGCAUACAUUAUAUUUUCGGACGCUGACGUCUCCUGUAUUUCUUCAUGGGGUAUCUCUUCUAUCUGGCUUCUAGCUUCUAGUAUUAUACACAUCUGGUAGAUGGCCUGCCCCUAUAAAGUACAACGUGCCGUCCGCGUCUGAAUGCGAGAUGCAAUUCUGACA
Pseudomassariella vexata is the source of this 2686-nucleotide messenger RNA. RefSeq lists its product as uncharacterized. The record is from RefSeq and is a predicted model, not a curated record. Gene Ontology annotation, cellular component: Mre11 complex. Gene Ontology annotation, biological process: mitotic G2 DNA damage checkpoint signaling; double-strand break repair via homologous recombination. Gene Ontology annotation, molecular function: protein binding; damaged DNA binding. NCBI's taxonomy places the organism in Eukaryota, Fungi, Ascomycota, Sordariomycetes, Amphisphaeriales, Pseudomassariaceae. The coding region runs from base 83 to 2461 and encodes 792 amino acids. The transcript has 4 exons.